This is a messenger RNA of Lactuca saligna, 1702 nucleotides long. The record is from the annotation of a GenBank genome assembly. Lineage: Eukaryota; Viridiplantae; Streptophyta; Magnoliopsida; Asterales; Asteraceae.
CAAAAUCUCUCUCAUCUCCUUCGAAAAGAUAGACGUACUUUGGGGAAGCAGGUGUAAAGAGAUCAAUCACAUAAAUUAAUUAGAAUUACAUCUUCAAAGUUACGUAGCCAUCAAAAUCUCCCUCUUGGAACACACACAUUGACCUUAACUGAGACAGGUGUAAAGAAUUAUGGGCGAAAUGGUGGAUGGACGUAAGCAAGAUGAAGGCGCAUUUGAGAAAAGGAUUCAUAUAAUGAAUGAUGAAGGUGAUGUUAUAAGCAUGUGCAUGACGAAGAACAACUCGACAACUUCCCAAUCUGAAUCCAAGGAUGACAAGAAUGGAGUCAACAAAACACCAGACGAGUGGCUUCCCAUCACCAGAUCAAGAAAAGGGAAUUCGUGGACCGCAACAUUCCACUUACUUUGCUCGGGAAUCGGAAUCCAAACUCUCUCUCUUCCCCUCGCCUUCGUAUACCUCGGCUGGUUUUGGGGGAUUCUGUGUUUGUGUGUGGCAUUUCUAUGGCAGCUUUACACCAUUGGGUUGUUAGUGAGUCUUCAUGAAAGCGUCCCGGGUACUCGUUACAGCCGAUACCUUCAACUUUCAAUUGUUGCUUUUGGUGAAAAGCUCGGGAAACUUUUUGCCCUAUUUCCGGUGAUGUAUCUUUCAACAGGCACGUGUGUGAUAUUCAUAAUCACAGGAGGUGGAGCGAUGAAAGAUUUCUAUCAACUCAUAUGUGACGAUUGCUCUUCCAACUUGACAACCACGGAAUGGUUCUUGGUUUUCAUUUCAUUAGCAAUUCUUGUCUCCCUGUUUUGUCCAGAUUUGCAUUCAGUAGCUUUGGUCUCAUUUAUUGGAGGGAUAAUGGCCAUUGGAUAUUGUACCACCUUAUGGGUAUUGUUCGUUGCUAAAGGAAGGGCAGACGACACUUCUUAUGAUCCAUCAAAAGUUGUUGCAUCAGAAGCCGGUCGAGCCCGAAGUAUCUUGAAUGCUCUUGGGAUCAUUGCCGUUUUAUUUAGAGGCCAUAACGUUGUGUUAGAGAUACAGGGUACAAUGCCAUCAACAUCAAAUCGUUCAUCAGCAAAGCUCAUGUGGAAAGGAGUGAUAGCUUCGUAUGUUAUUAUUGCAAUGUGUUUCUUCCCCCUUGCAAUUGUUGGAUAUUGGGCAUUCGGAAACAAGAUUCCAGCCGAUGGGGGAAUACUAACGGCACUCUCAACCACCCUCCACCACCACUCAUCAAAACCAGUGCUUGGUCUCAUAUAUGUGCAAGUUGUCAUAAGUUGUGUCGCUGCUUUCCAAAUUUACAGCAUGGUGGUCUACGAUAACAUAGAACGUGUGUAUGCAAGCAGAACGGGGAGGGAAUGCUCGAAGUUAACUCGUAUGGGAAUCAGGAUUUUGUUCGGAGGUUUGACCUUCUUUAUAUCAGUGGCGUUCCCGUUUCUACAAACGCUUGCACUAAUCAUCGGAGGGAUUGCACUGCAUUUAACAUUUGGGUACCCAUGUCUCAUGUGGAUUGCGAUCAAGAGACCACCAGUAAAAUCCGUAGGGUGGUGGUUUAAUCUUGGGCUUGGUUUCUUAGGGGUAGGGCUGAGUCUAUUGGUACUUGUUGGUGCGGUGUGGAACUUGGCUUGUAGAGGUUUAGAUGCCAACUUUUUCCAUCCACAUUGAUUUAGGUCUACUUUAGAUUAACUAAAAAACUAUUGAAUUUUUAAAUUUAGGUUCGGG